Messenger RNA from Rhizoctonia solani, 4404 nucleotides. Its product is annotated as glyoxal oxidase. The record is from RefSeq and is a predicted model, not a curated record. Gene Ontology annotation, molecular function: metal ion binding; protein binding. NCBI's taxonomy places the organism in Eukaryota, Fungi, Basidiomycota, Agaricomycetes, Cantharellales, Ceratobasidiaceae. The transcript has 34 exons. The coding region runs from base 1 to 4404 and encodes 1467 amino acids.
AUGGCUGCCUACCUCUUACUGUCUUUACCCUUGUUUCAGCUUUCGCAUGCUCUCUCUGUUCAACAAAAUUCGCUCGUUACAAUUAUCCCAACCAAUAGCCUUCUAGGAAGAGCACCUCCAGUACUUCCUUCGGGAUGGACUUAUAAGUCUUGUGUUCGCGAGCCGUCUUCGGGUCGCACACUGACCGGCUACUCUUUCACUUCUUCCUCUAUGACAGUCGAUUUGUGUGUUUCGGCUUGUGCCACCCGAGGUUAUUCCUUGGCUGGCGCCGAAUACGCAAACGAGUGUUAUUGCGGAAAUUCAUUUGCUGGAGCAGCAACCGGCGGAGGCUCCGUCCCUCCCGAAUCUGAGUGCAACAUGGCUUGCGCUGGUGAUGCUUCCCAAACAUGUGGAGCUGGUAAUCGACUUUCGGUUUAUGCAAAUAGCCAAAUAACUCCCGGUGCACCUGCAUUACCCCCAGGGUGGAGCUCAACUUCAAAGUGCAUCACGGAAGCUAGUACUGGUCGCGCAUUGACUGGGAACUCGUUUACCUCCAAAGGUUUGACCCUGGACCAGUGCGUCGAUGUAUGCGAUCAAACAGGGUUUCAGUAUGCUGGAGCCGAGUACGGCGCUGAGUGUUAUUGUUCGAACUCUGUUUCCACUGCAAAUGGUGGAGGCGUAGAAGUUGCAGCAUCAGAGUGCAACAUGAAUUGCGCAGGCAACCCACAACAAAAAUGUGGCGCUGGAUACCGGAUCACACUCUUUAGUAAAACUCCUAGCACUGACCCUAUACCAACGGGAUGGACGAAAAACUUUUGCACUGUGGAUCAGAGUGCCCGCGUCCUCGAUGGGUAUAGCUUCACCGAUGGCUCUUCAAUGUCACCUGCAACUUGCAUCGCGGCUUGUGCUCAGCGCAACUUCGUUCUGGCCGGUGUCGAAAACGGGAACGAGUGCCACUGUGGGAACACCAUCAAGCAGGCCUACCCUACCAAGGACAGCGAUUGCAGAGUCUCUUGCUCAGGAGACGACGCCCAGUUUUGCGGUGGCGGGUGGCGUCUAAUGGUUUAUAUCAAGGCCCCUGGUACUCCGACCGGUUCCAACGCAUGGACCUUGGUGCCAGGGGGGAACUCCGGCGUUGUUAUGACUCAUGUCGCGGUGACUACAAGCGAUACAAUGCUAGUAAUCGACCGUAAGGAAGACAAUCCUCUACUCAAGGCUGAUGGUAAACCGGCCUGGGGAGCUGUUUGGAACUUACAAUCAAACACUGCUCGGCCCUUGAACAUUGCAACUCAUUCAUUCUGUUCAUCCGGUAACUUCUUGUCGAACGGGACUCUUGCUAACUUUGGGGGUCAUCCUUAUACUGACCGAAACGGGGAAGCGGUUUCGGAUGGUCAACAGGGAAUCCGGCUUUUUAACCCUUGUUCUGCCUCCGGAAACUGCGAUAUAUAUGAGAACCCCACGCGCAUUCGAUUAACUUCUGAUCGAUGGUAUCCGUCUUCUGCUCGUUUGCACGACGGGUCAGUGAUUAUACUCGGAGGACAGAUCACCGCAGGAUGGACAAAUAGCGAGUCUGUCAAUAACCCAACUUAUGAGUUCUUCCCGGCCAAAAACAUUAAUGGAUAUAACGGUCUUCAAAUACCGUCCCAAUUUUUCAAGGACACGCUUCCUCACAAUACAUUCCCUCACGUCUUCGCACUCCCAAGCAAAAAAAUAUUUGUUGCGGCGAACAACCAAGCUAUGCUUCUCGAUUGGGAAAACAAUAUCGAGACUAGGCUACCUAACUUCCCGAAUGGUCAGCGUGUUGUAUAUCCGAUGAACGCUGCCGGUGUGCUUCUGCCUUUGACGCCGGCAAAUAAUUACACUCCUGAGAUCCUGAUUUGCGGCGGGUCGCAUUUAUCUGAUGAGCUCAAUGGUGAAGAAAUCGACGCUCAGCAUGAUUAUGCUAGUGCACAAUGCUCCCGGAUGGUUCUUGAUGCUGCCGGCAUUGCUGCUGGGUGGAAGGUCGAAUACAUGCCAGAGCCAAGAAUUAUGUCGGAGGGGGUGCUACUCCCUAAUGGUAAAGUUGUUAUUAUCAACGGAGGUAGGACGGGUACUGCCGGGUAUGCCAAUUCGCAGUAUCGGAUUGGUGACUCCAAUGCCGAUAACCCGACUUUUACUCCGCUGUUGUAUGACCCUUCGUUGCCAGCGGGGCAGAGGUUCACCCAUGCCAAUAUGCCGACUAGUAUUAUCGGAAGGCUAUACCAUAGUGUUGCCACCCUCCUUCCCUCUGGCGCAAUACUAAUUGGAGGAUCCAAUCCAAAUGACGACAUGGAGACCCGGCCAUGGCCUUCGGAAUACCGAGUCGAAUAUCUCAACCCGUCCUACAUGUUUGUCGAGAGACCAACAUACACCGGCCUUCCAGCAGUGGUCAAUUAUGGCGCUACCUUCACGUUAUCGGUCUCUGUUCCAUCGUCGACUGCCACAGUCAAAGUUGUACUCAUGGACUUAGGUUUCAUAACACAUUCGGUUCAUAUGGAUCAAAAGGCAGUUGAAUUGGUGUCUACUCUUUCAGCGGAUAGGAAGACUUUGACCGUCAUUGGACCACCCAAUGCACCAGUUUAUUCCCCUGGUCCAGGAUGGAUAUUUGUAGUUGUUGGGGAUACUCCUUCAGUAGCCCAAAAGCUCAUUAUUGGGACCGGUGCAUCGCCACCCAAGGACGAUGCUGCGACUGCGAAAGACCAGUUGAUCGCGAUGGGUUUCGCCCCCGAACGAAUUGACUGGGCUCUCAAGGCAACUAACAACGCCGGCCUACAACCCGCUAUGGAUCACAUUCUUGAGAAUGAUGGAAAGCCCGUACCCGAUUUGACAAACGUCGCGAGCACUAAUGCACCAGCUCCUACGGCCAAUGAGGAUCACGAGGAGCUAGAAGCAUUGCGCGCUCAAUAUGGUGGUACCGGUGCUGCCGAAGCCGGAAAAGCCGAAAAUUCAGUCUCUGGUGGCGUUGCCCAGUCCAUUAAAUGCUCACAAUGCGGAAAGAUCUUCCGCGACACUGCACUCGCUAACUUCCAUGCUGAGAAAUCCGGCCACGACCAAUUCGAGGAAUCAACUGAAGAAAUCAAACCUCUUACCGAGGAGGAAAAGAAGCAAAAAUUGGCCGAACUUCGUACACGCAUGGAAGAAAAGCGCGCUGCCAAAGCUGCCGAAGAGGCCAAAGAGGCCCGAGCAAACGAAGUGAUACGACGGAAGGGUGGUCAGGACAUGGGUGCUAUCAAGGAGGAGCUCCAACUUAAGGAAGCCGAAAAAGAGGCCCGGCAAAGGAAGCAAGAUAAACUCGAUGAUGCCAAGGCGAAGGCAGCUGUCCGUGCCCAAAUUGAAGCUGAUAAAAAAGCGCGCGCUGAGAAAGCAGCGAAAGAAAAGGCGUUGCGUGAGGGACGUGAAUACCAACAGCCUCCUGUCAGCGGUGUUGGUGGUGCAACUAGCGCAAGCGCAGCUGCCCCUGGCGCUAAGAGUUCCGAGUCCCCAAGCACCCGGCUUCAGAUUAGGUUGUCGUCCGGCGGUGCGCCUCUCACCACUACCAUGGCUAGCGACAGCACUCUGCAUGAGGUAGCGCUCUUUGUAGAAUCGCAAAAUCCCGCAAUCUCCUCCCAAACUGUCACAUUCUCCACCACAUUUCCUCGGAAAGUCUUCAGUCGAUCAGACUUUACGCGAACCCUCAAGGAGCUCGAUCUCGUUCCUUCGGCGGAAAAGCAAAUCUGCAUUUAUUACAACAAAGGAUAUUGUAGACGUGGUACAUCGUGCUGGUACCUUCAUUCUGAGUCUGCCUCCGAUUCAAAAGAAGCGAGUAACAAACCCAAGGAAACGGAAGAUCUCGUCUGCUCUAUUUGUUUCGAUGUUCCGACAGAAUUCGGCCUACUUGCUGGUUGCUCCCACGUGUUCUGCUUGAAGUGUAUAAUGGACUGGAGGAGCUCCAAAAACAAAGAUAACGAUGUUGUCAUCUCGAACACCAACAAGACAUGUCCAGUCUGUCGUUCUCCCUCGAAGUUCAUCACGCCAUCUAGUCGGUUCACACCUAAGGACUCUCCAGAGAGGGCAUUAUGUGUCGAAGGGUACAAGGCAACCCUAGCGAAGAUCCCCUGCAGAUAUUUUACCAAGAGCCCGCGCAGUGAGCGAUUUUGCCCCUAUGGGAAGGAUUGUUUCUACCAACACCAGAACGAAGAUGGGACGCCUCAUGUAUUCACUCUUGGAGCUGAUGAGAUGAUGGAGAGACACAAGUCUAGGCUGAUAGCCUCUAGAGCACUCAACUCGACUGCACUGUUUGACUUGAUGUCUACCCAUCGUUGGUUUGAAAAUCCCUAUUUCGAUCGUUAUGAUAGCGACGAGGAUUAUGCCUUUCAUGGAUCCGAUAUUUCCGAAUCGGUGGACUGGAUGCCAGAGCUAUUUUUUUAA